This is a messenger RNA of Colletotrichum navitas, 1371 nucleotides long. RefSeq names its product WD repeat domain-containing protein. Bases 1 to 1371 code for a protein of 456 amino acids. The record is from RefSeq and is a predicted model, not a curated record. The transcript has a single exon. Lineage: Eukaryota; Fungi; Ascomycota; Sordariomycetes; Glomerellales; Glomerellaceae. Gene Ontology annotation, molecular function: protein binding.
AUGCCCGCGAUGCAUCCCUCGGAGAACAACGAUGCAGACCCUCUGCCGCAUCACCAGAUGACCAACUGGGCCAAGGACCCCUAUGCCCCUCUAAUGCAUCUCGUUGCUACCACCGAGAUAACCACCACACAUUCUGCCGCACAAUUGAGACCGACAAGCUUCUUCCGUCGCCUCCAAUGGACUGCCGACGGCACAGCCCUUGUCGCCUCCACCUCUGAUAACCGCUUGUCGACCUACGUCUUACCUGCAGACCUUCUCGACAAGAACGGCUCGCCGCGAACUUUGACGCCGCAGGGGCAGUUGCACCUACCAGAACCCUUCUACUCGGCCGCUAUCUCACCUUACUUUUCCUUGCCCGAGCCUCAGACUCAACUAGCCUUGCUCGCCUGCAAAGAUCACCCCAUCCAGCUGCACCAUGUCUUCUCCGACUCGCCCUCUUCCACUCCGCUAUGCUCCUACAAGCUGAUUCGCAGCGAGACUGAGGAGUACAUCUGUCCCGAAUCUAUUCUGUGGUCUUGGCCCGGCACCCAUUUCCUAACCGGCUCGAUAAAUCGUCUCGAUCACUUUGAUAUGUCCAGACCCGGUUCUGAUGGCCCCGUCCUGACCAUCCCCACCAUCCCUUCCAAACGACACCUCCUGAAAGGCGGCGGCGUUGGUAUGAAGGGCAUGGUAUCCGCCUUAUCAUGCCAGUGUCCGGACGAUCCCGGCACCUCCAUCGUCGCCGCCGGCACAUGGUCCCGGUGGAUGGGCCUCUACGAUGUGACGCGUACGAACAAGCCUGUAGCGAAUUGGAGUAUCCAUGGCGUCACCAAGGCUCACUUUGGCCGGGAAAUUGGGGGCAACGGGGUAGUUCAGACCAUUUGGAGUCCAUGCGGUCGCUAUCUGGCCAUCAAUGAGCGCCGGGCCAGCGGCAUCCUCGUCUACGAUGUACGCGGGACUGGCCAGCCGCUGAACCUGCUCGUCGGCCGAAAUACAAACACGCAGCAACGGCUGACGUGUGACGUGUUUCCCGGCACUGGGGAUGUCUCCGGCGGUUUCGAACUCUGGGCCGGUACAGAGUUUGGGAGUGUUCUCGUCUAUGAGAACGUCGGCGCCUGUGACGGGGUUCUGGACAAGUCAUGGGACUGGGCCGCCCAUUCAUCGCCCGUGGGCAGCGCUGCCCUCCACCACACUGGUUCGGUAGCCGCCACUUGCUCUGGCGCGUGGACCAGUCACGCGGACCACGAAUUGGACAAUGAGCUUGGUUGUGCUGACGGCAACGGCCAACCUCGCCUGGCGUCGACACGUAUCACCCCUGAUUCCUCCCUUAAAGUCUGGACCCUCGCGACGGACAUAGCAGACCCCUUGACUGAGGAUCAACCAGACUCAUGA